Molecule: messenger RNA, 936 nt
Organism: Exophiala oligosperma
Lineage: Eukaryota; Fungi; Ascomycota; Eurotiomycetes; Chaetothyriales; Herpotrichiellaceae
Exons: 3
Coding region: 1-936 (311 amino acids)
Source: RefSeq, a predicted model, not a curated record
AUGACUACCGCAAAGCUCGAAGUCACAAACAGAGUUCCGGUGGUUGUUUCACCAAGCAAAGCUGAGGUAGAAGCCGGCCGACUUAGCGAGCGAAACCUAGAACUUGCUGUAAGAAGUGUCCUCCAGGACGGUCUGGUCGUGAUCAAGGAUGCCAUCAAUCACGAUGUGCUCGACAAAUUGAACGCCAAGAUGAAAGAAGAUGCCGUCACACUUCGCAACGCAGGAGACAGCAGUCCGUUCAACUACACCAAGGGCAACCUUCAACAAGACGCACCUCCUGUUAGAGCCCACUUCGAGCCGACCAUAUUUCUCAAUUCCCUUGCGACCCAGGUUACCUCUUCGGUUUUGGGUCCACGGCCGAAAUUGACCUUUAUGUCGGGAAACACCGCGAUGCCGGCAACCGAAGACGACGUACCCCAAAGGCAGCCGGUUCAUGCAGACUCGGACUUCAGACAUCCUUCACAUCCUUUUGCGUUGGUUGUCAAUGUCGGACUUGUGGACAUGAAUCCGAACAACGGGUCAACAGAGCUAUGGUUGGGAACACACAACACGACCAGCGUUGACGACCAGGAAGGCGCUCAUGGGGAACGUGCAAGUGGCAGGAUUAAAGAGGCUUUGCUGGAGAGGCGACGUGCAGUUUUGGCUCCCAUGCAACCCACGAUUUCAAAGGGAUCACUCAUAAUCCGUGAUCUCAGGCUGUGGCACGCUGGAAUGCCGAACUUGACCCCGGAAUUCCGCAUCAUGUUGGCAAUGAUUCAUUUUGCGCCGUGGUAUCGAAAUCAAAUGCGCCUGGAGCUCGGCGAAGGCGUUCGAUCUUUGGUAGAGGCCGAGAAAGACCUCGACAUCCGAGCGGAUUUCAUUCCAGAGGAGGAAGCAGUGAAGCGGUACCUGCAUCGGGGUUUUGGGAACAGCUAUGACUUUAGUCAGAGCCCUUGA